Molecule: messenger RNA, 2832 nt
Organism: Spea bombifrons (plains spadefoot toad)
Lineage: Eukaryota; Metazoa; Chordata; Amphibia; Anura; Pelobatidae
Gene: SHC3
Product: SHC adaptor protein 3
Exons: 13
Coding region: 238-2130 (630 amino acids)
Biological process (GO): intracellular signal transduction; cell surface receptor protein tyrosine kinase signaling pathway
Cellular component (GO): plasma membrane
Molecular function (GO): receptor tyrosine kinase binding
Source: RefSeq, a predicted model, not a curated record
CUUUCAUUCACAUAAAUAGAGUUUCAUUCACAUUUUGUAAUUUUUCAUUUGUUUCUAAUGAAGAGAGGCAUUUGGGAAUAAUAGGGCUUUUUUUUCUUUUAGAUAACAUCUGAAACAAUCUAUGAUUACAAUUGGUUUCACCGAUGCCAUCAUGAAUCUCUGGAAAUGUUAGCAAAGGCGUUUCUUAGGUUGGCACCAGACUUGCCAGAGUAUAUGAAGCAAUCUAGAUAGAAGGGCAUGCUUCAACGUACCAAGUAUAACCGCUUCAAGAAUGAAUCUGUGACGCCAGUCGAUGACCUCUUGCACAACCUGUCCAUGAACAGUAAAGUCUCCACAGAAGCCAGUACAACAGUUACAACUCCGUGCUCGGUUCCGACUGAAGUCCUACAAAAGGAUCAAGAGGAUGGAACCGCCGCUCUUUGUACAUUUAUUCACAAAGUGUCCCACUUGAAACUCCACAGCUCGGGCAGCCUGUUGGGUAUUAAAAACAUUUCCUCUGCUGUGAAGGAGCUUGCUGGCUCCAAGUUACAGGGUAGCUCUCCUGCUCUAAGCUCAGCAGCAGGAAUAUCAGACAACACAUGUAACCUUGUCUCUACACCUCCGGGUUCUCAGCAGGACGUGAGCAAGAUGAGCACGGGAAAAAAAACCCGGUCAGAAGAAAUGCAUUUGGGAAGCGAUGACUGGAAUCAAAGCAGCAGCUUUGUCAAUAAACCGUCUCGAGGAUGGCUGCACUCGAAUGAGAAGAUCCUGGGACCUGGAGUGACGUACAUUGUGAAGUACUUGGGAUGCAUAGAAGUUUUGCGAUCCAUGAGAUCCUUAGACUUCAAUACAAGGACUCAAAUAACAAGAGAAGCUUUCAACAGAGUUUGUGAAGCUGUGCCUGGUACCAAAGGAGUCUUCAAAAAACGAAAGCCAGCAAGCAAAAUACUCUCCAGUAUUCUGGGGAAAAGCAACCUACAGUUUGCAGGGAUGAGCAUAACGCUGAACAUAUCAACCACCAGCCUCAAUAUGAUGACACCAGACUCAAAGCAGAUCAUAGCAAACCAUCAUAUGCAGUCAAUUUCCUUUGCAUCUGGUGGAGACCCGGAUGCUACAGACUAUGUUGCUUAUGUAGCAAAAGAUCCUGUUAAUCGUCGAGCUUGCCAUAUACUGGAGUGUUGUGACGGACUAGCUCAAGAGGUCAUCAGUACUAUUGGUCAAGCUUUUGAGCUUCGCUUCAAACAAUAUUUACAAUGUCCUUCUAAAAUUCCUGUAUUUCCAGACAGAAUGCAAAGUUUAGAUGACCCAUUGUGGCCCGAAGAUGAGGGAGCAGCCACAGAGCCGCAAUAUUACAAUAGUAUUCCAAACAAAAUGCCUCCACCAGGGGGAAUUAUUGAUGAAAGAUUAAAAACACAGCUUCCAAACCAAGGUGACAUUUCUCAGUUUGCAAACUCUCCUGGAGUAGAGCAAGGCUAUUACCAAGGCCGUCAUCUGUCUGAAAAGUCGAACGAAAACUUCCAGCAAGCUAUCAAGAGACAAGCUUCUCUAGACAUUUACAGUCAGCCAGAGGGAAAGUUAACAGGAAAUCAAGCAGGCAAUGCACCGACAUAUGUCAAUACUCAGCACAUAAAUAUGAAAACUUUAGGAGCACUUCAAAGAAGCAUAGAUGGAUCCUUCUGUGGUUCUAUAGACAGUUCCAGGGAUGCCAACCCAAGAAAAGAUUUGUUUGAUAUGAAGCCAUUUGAGGAUGCCCUCAGGAACCAGCCUGUGCUUAGCAAAGAUGCCUCGGUAGACUGUUCUAGUCCCUUGCUGUCAAGAGCUGCUAUUUUGACCAUAAGUGAAGAGCUAAAAUCAGAGCCCUGGUAUGUGGGGGAAAUGUGCAGAAAAGAAGCAGAAAUGUUACUAAAAAGAGAUGGCGACUUCCUUGUUAGAAAAAGUGUCAAUAAUCCUGGUUCAUAUGUGCUAACUGGAAUGCACCAUGGACAAGCCAAGCAUCUUCUACUAGUAGAUCCUGAGGGGACAGUCAGAACAAAAGAUCGUGUUUUUGACAGCAUCGGUCAUCUUAUCAACCAUCACCUUGAGAACAAUUUGCCCAUCGUGUCCUCUGGAACCGAAUUAUGUCUCAAGCAAUCGGCGGACGGUACACCUUGAUGUCGCAAACCCGUCAGUCGCUCAGACGCCCGUGUGGAAGCUGCACAUUGAUAAGAAAUGGUGCAAUAUAAUUAUAGAUCACUCUUCUCUUGGUCCAAACCGAAGAGGUUGUUUUAUGAACCAUAAAAACAAGCACUUCUUAAAACAUGAUUUUUAUAAAAUUGUUUGAUCCCUUAAUGUGAAUAUACAAUGUGUAUAUAUACACUGUAUGUAUAUAUAGAUAUAAAUAUAUUUAUAUUUUUGGAAACUAAGGCAAAAAGAAUCAGACAUAGGUCUGUUUUAGUGAAAACCGGACAAUACAUGUGGUUAUUAACAUAAACUUAUUGCAGCAUCCUGAUUUGAUAAGGAUGAUGCUGCAAGUUUAGGUGUUGGUUUUAUCGAGAUAAGCACAAUUGUAGGAAAAACAAUUCUAAGGGUUGUUAAAUUCAGCUGAUAAAGCUUUUCAGUACGGCAUGAUCUUGCAACUUUUUGCAGUUCCCUCCAGCAUUUAAUGGAUGGCGUUCUGAUGUGGGGAGUUUUGUAUUUUUAUCCGGAACACGUAGUCUGAAAACAAUGUAAUAUUACAAUUUUUCUUGAACAAAAAACGCAUAUCAUUUUAAUGGGCUUUUGAAUAUUGUGCAAGGCGAUGUGGACAAACGAUUCUGCUCGUAUUUCAGAUCUCAAUAUUUGGUUUUAUUAAAGUUUUUUUUUAAACUGAUCAUG